GAUCUCCUAAAAGAAGCCAUGGGAACUCAUCACAUCCAGGGUUUGCUGUUCCUCUUUCUCCUAGGAGCCUCACUCUUGACUUUGGCACAAAAUUUGUACUGUCACAAGGGUAUAUCAAUGAGUAUAAAAGAGGAUAACAGCAGUGCAUUUAACUGGACCUCAGAGAAAGUUGAGACUUGUGACAAUAACGCACUUUGCCAGGAAUCUGUGCUGAUGAUUAAAUCAGGGGCCAAGGCAGCAGUGUUUGUCACUAAGAGCUGCGUCUCCGAAGGGAUACCGUCCAUAACAUUUGCCCAGCACUCUCCACCCCCCGGCAUCGUUGCAGUCUCCUACAGUAACUACUGUGAGGAUUCCCUUUGCAACAACAAAAGUGACUUACCCAACUUUUUAUGGGAUUCAAAUUUGCCCUCAGUUUCCAAAGCAUCAACAACCCUCCGUUGCCCAACCUGUGUGGCUUUGGGGAACUGUUUGAGUGCACCUUCUCUUCUCUGUCCCAAUGGUACAACUCGAUGCUAUCAAGGAAGACUUGAGAUCAUUGGAGGAGACUUCGACUCAACUUUGGAGGUCAAAGGUUGUACAUCUGUAAUUGGUUGCAGGCUGAUGUCUGGGAUCUUAACAGUAGGACCCAUGUGGGUGAAGGAAAUGUGUCCAUACCAGUCUCUCAUUCAACCCCGAAAGAUUAAAAAUGGGGCCACCUGGCUUCUCAUUUCAAUUAGGAAGUUAGAGCUACUACUGCUGCUGUUGCUGCAAUUGCUUGUCCAUUGUUCCUGACGAGACACAUUUGUCCCAGGUGACAGGACACUCUUUUGACUGGGAGCCUUCUGACUCCUGGUCGUG
Pteropus alecto (black flying fox) is the source of this 837-nucleotide messenger RNA. RefSeq names its product testis expressed 101 (gene TEX101). Bases 19 to 771 code for a protein of 250 amino acids. Lineage: Eukaryota; Metazoa; Chordata; Mammalia; Chiroptera; Pteropodidae. The record is from RefSeq and is a predicted model, not a curated record. The transcript has 5 exons. Gene Ontology annotation, cellular component: plasma membrane raft; plasma membrane.